Messenger RNA from Talaromyces stipitatus ATCC 10500, 561 nucleotides. RefSeq lists its product as uncharacterized. The coding region runs from base 1 to 561 and encodes 186 amino acids. NCBI's taxonomy places the organism in Eukaryota, Fungi, Ascomycota, Eurotiomycetes, Eurotiales, Trichocomaceae. The transcript has 2 exons. The record is from RefSeq and is a predicted model, not a curated record.
AUGGUCUCCCAGAGCUCUGAAGACCUUCAAUCCGAGAGCGUUCACGACGAGGCGAACACGACUUCUGAAGAACCCCGUACCGAAGAAGCUGUUCCUGACUCUGAGCCCCAAGCGGAAACCGAAAUGGAAACCGAAACAACAGAGAAAACCGAACAAGACAGAGAACUAACCACCAUACAACGUCCAGCCGGACCAAGAGAUCCACCACCAUCAGCAAUCGAAGAUGCAAGAGCAGCACGCCGCGAAUCCAGAAAAGGAAAUGAAAAAGAAGACCGAAAUCAACGACCAGCACGACGCCCAACUGGACCCAGAGAUCGACCACCAUCGACAGUUGAAAAGUCAAGAGCAGCGCGCCGCGAGUCCAAAGCCAAAACUAAAGACAAACACCAACGACCGGUAUCGCGGCUAGCCGGACCAAAAGAUCCACCGCCAUCUAAGCCCCGGGAAUUCCACAGUACCGUUUCGGAUAGGUCACUCAUGUAUCGAAAAAGGAUCUGGAGGAGACGGUUGACCAAAGAACGAGAAAUGCAGGGUCGGUUAGGUCAGCGAUGCUUAAAGUGA